CCGGUUCCAAAGGAUGCUCAUCCGGGUCACGAUAACGCCGCGGUUUCCUCCACCCGCUUGGUUCUACGGUGGGUCUGGACCGGUCCCCAUGUCCUGCUGUGAGGCCUCUGCAGCGUUUGGUUUGAAAAUCUGGACAGGAAGAACAGGGUCUGAGAAGAUUGUGAAGACUGCUGAGAGAGGCUUGCAAUCUCUUCACAUAAGCAUAAUAAAGAAGUAUUGGUCCUCAUGGAAGAAGAGCAAGAUUUACCGGAGCAACCAGUGAAAAAAGCCAAGAUGCAGGAAUCAGGAGAGCAAACUUUAAGUCAAGUAAACAACCCAGAAGUCAGUGAUCAGAAACCUGAAGCUUCAAACCUUGCUUCAAACCUGACCAUGUCAGAGGAAAUUAUGACAUGCACCGAUUACAUCCCUCGCUCGUCCAAUGACUAUACCUCACAAAUGUAUACUGCAAAACCCUACGCACAUAUCCUCUCGGUUCCUGUUUCGGAAACUGGUUAUCCUGGGCAGACUCAGUACCAGACAUUACAGCAGUCUCAGCCCUACGCUGUCUACCCUCAGGCCUCCCAAACAUAUGGACUACCUCCUUUUGGUGCAUUGUGGCCAGGUAUGAAACCUGAAAGUGGUUUAAUUCAGACUCCAUCUCCAAGUCAACACAGUGUUCUUACCUGCACUACAGGGCUAACCACAAGCCAGCCAAGCCCAGCACAUUAUUCUUACCCCAUUCAAGCUUCGAGCACCAAUGCCAGCCUGAUAGCCACUUCAUCCACAGUUGCCAAUGUCCCAGCAGCAGCAGUUUCUAGCAUCUCAAACCAGGACUACCCCACCUACACUAUCCUUGGUCAGAGUCAGUACCAGCCCUGCUACCCGAGCUCCAGCUUUGGAGUCGCAGGCCAGACGAGCAGCGAUGCCGAGAGCAGCACGCUGGCAGCAGCUGCAUAUCAGCCCGAGAAGACCAGCGUCCUGGUCCCCGCGCCUGCUGUGCAGAGACUUCCCUCUGGAGACCCUUCUGCAAGCCCGUCUUUGUCGCAGAGCACACCAAGUAAAGAUGCUGACGACCAGUCCAGGAAAAAUAUGACUGGCAAGAACCGGGGCAAGAGGAAAGCUGAUGCCAGCUCUUCCCAGGACAGUGAACUAGAACGGGUAUUUCUGUGGGACUUGGAUGAAACCAUCAUCAUCUUCCACUCCCUUCUUACUGGAUCCUAUGCCCAGAAGUACGGAAAGGAUCCAACUGUAGUGAUUGGCUCAGGUUUAACAAUGGAAGAAAUGAUUUUUGAAGUGGCUGAUACACAUCUGUUUUUCAAUGACUUGGAGGAGUGUGACCAGGUACAUGUGGAAGAUGUGGCUUCUGAUGACAAUGGCCAGGACUUGAGCAACUACAGUUUCUCAACCGAUGGCUUCAGUGGCUCAGGAGGCAGCGGCAGCCAUGGCUCCUCUGUAGGCGUCCAGGGAGGUGUGGACUGGAUGAGGAAACUGGCUUUUCGCUACCGAAAAGUUCGAGAAAUCUACGAUAAGCAUAAAAGCAACGUGGGUGGUCUUCUUAGUCCACAGAGAAAAGAGGCUCUGCAAAGGCUAAGGGCAGAAAUCGAAGUCCUGACAGAUUCCUGGUUAGGAACCGCAUUAAAGUCCUUACUUCUCAUCCAGUCCAGAAAGAAUUGUGUGAAUGUUCUGAUCACUACCACUCAGUUGGUUCCAGCCCUGGCCAAGGUUCUUCUAUACGGACUAGGGGAAAUAUUUCCUAUUGAAAACAUCUAUAGUGCUACCAAAAUUGGUAAGGAGAGCUGCUUUGAGAGAAUUGUUUCCCGGUUUGGAAAGAAAGUCACGUAUGUAGUGAUUGGAGAUGGGCGAGAUGAAGAAAUUGCAGCAAAACAGCACAACAUGCCUUUCUGGAGGAUCACAAACCACGGCGACCUCGUAUCCCUGCACCAGGCUUUGGAGCUUGAUUUUCUCUAAGAACUGGAAUGAAGAGCCUUCCCCAUGAGCUUCUCUCUCUCGAAGGGGCUAGAGACCGGAACUGCCUGGGAACUCUCCCCCCACCCCCUGCCCCCCCUUCCCCUUUCUCCAUGGAAUGCCGGCGAGAACACAAUCAGAACCAACAGCUGCAAGGGAUGAAGCUUAUUUUUGCUGAGGAAGCUGCAGCCCUGCAUCCACCCUCCUCCGGAACAGGAGACGGCUGGACGGAGGGAACAGACUUCCCACAGCCACCGUGCUUUUAAUUCUUGGGGGGGUGGUUUUGUUCGUUUGUUUGUUUUGUAUUAUACUUUAAAACAAUGAUGAAAAAGAAAAGGACAUUGUUGGGAACAGAGAUGCUUCUCUUGGUCCGGGGCCACACUGAGACCUGCUCUUAACUGCGGGGAAAGGGUCCACGCAGCAGGACAUCUCUUGCAGUCUGUAGAACCUCCUUAGCGCUAGGACAUAUUCCCAGUGAAUGUAUGUGUUACUUUUAUAGGUAAGGGUCUGGUCUCUGAAGCAGGUUUUUCUCCCUUUCUUUUUCUUGGCAAGAAGG
This is a messenger RNA of Sorex fumeus (smoky shrew), 2500 nucleotides long. It is a transcript of the gene EYA3, whose product is annotated as EYA transcriptional coactivator and phosphatase 3. Lineage: Eukaryota; Metazoa; Chordata; Mammalia; Eulipotyphla; Soricidae. Gene Ontology annotation, biological process: cell differentiation; multicellular organism development; negative regulation of extrinsic apoptotic signaling pathway in absence of ligand. Gene Ontology annotation, molecular function: protein tyrosine phosphatase activity. The transcript has 19 exons. Gene Ontology annotation, cellular component: nucleus. The coding region runs from base 226 to 1947 and encodes 573 amino acids. The record is from RefSeq and is a predicted model, not a curated record.